Hippocampus zosterae (dwarf seahorse) is the source of this 3569-nucleotide messenger RNA. RefSeq names its product calpain 12 (gene capn12). The record is from RefSeq and is a predicted model, not a curated record. Gene Ontology annotation, biological process: negative regulation of apoptotic process; proteolysis. The transcript has 22 exons. NCBI's taxonomy places the organism in Eukaryota, Metazoa, Chordata, Actinopteri, Syngnathiformes, Syngnathidae. Gene Ontology annotation, molecular function: calcium ion binding; calcium-dependent cysteine-type endopeptidase activity. The coding region runs from base 285 to 2438 and encodes 717 amino acids. Gene Ontology annotation, cellular component: cytoplasm.
ACUCGAAAACCUUCCCCUGACUUGGACUUUCGAGUGCCCAUUUGCUUUUGUCUGAAAUGACAAACAAUGCUGCUGGAUCUUAAAUGGAUCAGGAUCCAUGACUGACUCCAGCUCCACGCCCAGCUCCACGACCCCCGCCCCACCUCUGGGCAAUCCGCAUGUCUUCCCGAGCUGCGGCGCAUACCGUUGCUGGAGCUUCCUCUUUUUCUUCUCUUUCUGGGCGUGGGCUCUGUUUUGAAAUCACCCCCAGCGGAUUCAAGUGUUUGUACGCUUGACUGACAACCAUGGACAACAUGGAGGCUUCUUUAGGUUCUUUCCGGAACCCUAUUAAAUUUAAGGAUCAGGACUUUAACAGUCUCCUGAAGAAGUGUCUCAAGUCCGGCGAGAUGUUCUCUGAUCAGAGCUUUCCAGCCGAGCAGAAGUCUAUCGGCAUGGCAGAGGAUGACGACCCCAGGAAGGCCAUCAAGUGGAAGAGACCAAAGGACAUCAGUGAGAAUGCCGUGUUUGUGGAGGGCACCAUCGGCACCACUGACAUCUGCCAAGGUCAGCUAGGUAACUGCUGGCUGCUGGCGGCGCUGUCCUGUCUCACCAUGCAUCACAAACUCUUUGUCAAGGUGGUACCGCCCAACCAAAGCCUGUCCAAGUCUUACGCUGGCAUCUUCCAUUUCAGGUUCUGGCAGUAUGGCGAGUGGGUGGAGGUGGUUGUGGAUGACAGGCUGCCAGUGCGAGAAGGCCGCCUGCUAUUCAGCUACUCUCACACCCGCAACGAGUACUGGAGCGCCCUGGUGGAGAAGGCCUAUGCCAAGUUAAUGGGAUCUUACGGAUGUCUGAGGGGCGGCAACAUUUCGGAGGGGAUGGAAGAUUUCACGGGUGGCAUCGCGUACUCCCUGCCCGUCUCCUCGCGCACCCCUCGCGUCUUCUGGAGGUUACUGACGGCCGCCCUCACCCGUGGCAGUCUGCUCAGCUGCUUUAUUGAGGCCAACAAUUAUAAGGAAGUGAAUAAAAUAAAUGCAGACGGGCUGAUAAAGGGCCACGCCUACGCCAUCACAGACACCGAUCAGGUGAGGCAUGAGGGGGAUGAGAUUUUGCUCCUUAGGGUGAGGAAUCCUUGGGGCUUUGUUGAGUACCGUGGGCCCUGGAGUGACAAGAGCAAAGAAUGGGAUGCCAUAUCCAAAGAAGAGAAAAAGAGACUUGAAAUGAAACGUCGGGAGGAUGGAGAGUUCUGGAUGAGCACUGAUGAUUUUUGCAAGAAGUUUGACUUUGUGGAGCUCUGCAGUAUCAAUCCUGACAACAUUGUGGAGGGACAAAAUACUGAGGCCCUUAGCGCCACCACUUCCACUUCCAAAUGGACCAUCAACGAGCAUGAAGGGUUAUGGCUGAAAGGGAGCUCUGCCGGCGGAAGCCGAAAAUACAACCGCUCCUUUUGGAAGAACCCUCAAUUUGAGCUGGUUCUCACCGAGCAGGACGAGCCGGAUGAGGAAGAUGAGGAGGAUGAGGAAGAUGGCGAUGAGGAUGAGGAGAGCGGCCCAAAAGAGGGCAAGAAGACGGAGAAGCAGAAGAUGAAAGGCAAGAAGUGCACAGUGCUGGUGGAAAUUCUGCAGAAAGACCGCAGGCGCAAGGGCAAUGUCCACUUCCUCUACAUGGGCUUCCACAUCUACAAGGUUCCCUCGGAGCUUCAGGGCAUGUGUUUGGACCGCAACUUCUUCAUGAAAAAUCGUCCAGUUGGUCGUUCAGGGAAAUAUAGGGCUCAAAGGGCUGUGUGGAGAAAAGUGCACCUGGAUCCGGGUUAUUACGUCCUUGUGGCGUCCACCUAUCGGCCCAACCAGCCCGGAGAGUUUUUUGUCCGCAUCUUCUCCAAGACUGCCAACAGUUUGGGGACUCCGGAUUUCACAUGCACUUCCACUUAUCUCCCAGUGAUGGCCGCUCCUGUUGCACCGGAUGAUAAAAUGAGAGUUCUGAGGACUUUUGAUGAAGAGGCUGGACCAGACGACAGGCUGAACACCAAGGAGCUGAUGACGCUUUUCAACUCAGUCCUGGACAAAGAUUAUCACCUGCCGCUGGACACAUGCAGGCAGCUCAUUUUUGGAGAGGAUACCAAAGGACGAUCCAGCCUCAACCGUCAGCAAACAGAGGCCUUGCUGUCUGAUCUACGCCACUUGCAGGCCAUCUUUUUCCAAUUUGAUGAGGACUCUUCUGGCACCAUGAGUCCUUUUGAACUCAGCGCCGCUCUGCAAGCCGUGGGGAUGACGUGUGAUGCGAAAGUAGUCCAGCUGCUGUAUGAGCGCUUUGCAUCUGGAGACCUUCAUAUGCCCUUCCACAACUUUGUGGCCGGCGUCACCCGACUACGCAAGCUUUUUGCGCUGUAUGAAUCAGAGAACAGCUGCGAAGUGAAAGACAGAGGCAUCAAUGCUUGGCUCAUUCGGUUUCUGCUGCUGUGACGAGCAUCUCCGUGUGGACCAAGCGGAGCGUCAUUGAUUUUGACACGCUGACACUAUCACGUACGCGCAUGCACUCACGCAAAUCUUUUUCCAACAUUUUUUAUGCCCUGCACCUCCAGAAAACUUCAAGUAGGUUCUUAAACCCCCACAGAAACUUACUACAGUAAAUAGAAAAAGUCUACACACCCUUGUUCAAAUGCCAGGUUUUUGUAAAAAAAAACAAAACGAAAAAAAAAAGACGGGUCAUUUCAAACCCCUUCCCCCCAUUAAUGUUUUAAUCUGAGAAAUAUUUUAGACGGAGCUGAGUUCAGCACUUGUUUCCACAAGUGCGCUGUGUUCAAAAUUAACCAAUCUCAAGUGGGAGUCACCACAAAACGAUCACAGUUUUAAGCGCCUGUGAUUUGUUUGUUUGUGAUUUACCGCAACUAAAGUCUAGAUGUUGUAGUGGGCUUUUCCUGACAUUUUUGUCUCUCUAGCAGAAGGCUAUCCGAGCCAAUCAGAGACACUUUGAAUGGUCGCAGAUGUCUGUAGACUCCCAUUUAUUUUGCAUUUGAAUGUUGAUUGGUUAAUUAAAAAAAACGCUACAUCCCCAUGUGCACAUGCUUGGGUUGUUCAGAAAAAAACAUUAUAUAUCAUGGUCUAGAUUUUAUUUCACAGAAACCUGGCAUUUGGACACGGGUAUGUAGAAUUUUUAUAUCCACCGUAGCUGUCAUCACACACCUCGUAACAAGCAGCUCCAUGGCCCCAACAGUUUACUCAUCAUGUACUGAAGAGCAUAGCCAGGCUAAUGUCUUCAAACUCACCGAUUGAGUGACACACACACACACACACGCACGCACACACAGGGCACCGGUUGUCUUAGUGUGAGUGUGAUGUCUCAGCAGCGUUACACGCUAUUCUUAUCGCACUGACGCCACAUCCAACGUCAGCACACCCUCACUCACUCCAUCAUCCCUCAUUAUAUCCAGUAACCCCCCUAUACACACACACACAUCAUAGACACACACCAUCACCACCCUCAUCCUGUUCUCUCUAGUGUCUGAGUCGUAAUAUUUGCAUCCUCUACCUUGUUACAUACUCAAUGUCCUCUCUACACAUGCUGCUAUUAAUAAAUCCUUUGCUGCUCUCACA